Molecule: messenger RNA, 906 nt
Organism: Fusarium proliferatum ET1
Lineage: Eukaryota; Fungi; Ascomycota; Sordariomycetes; Hypocreales; Nectriaceae
Exons: 8
Coding region: 1-906 (301 amino acids)
Biological process (GO): cell wall modification
Molecular function (GO): pectinesterase activity
Source: RefSeq, a predicted model, not a curated record
AUGACUGCUUUCCAUAUCCAUGCCAUCAUCAUUCACCGAAACCGUUUGAUCAUACAGGUUCUUGAUUAUCAUCAUAAUUAUGCCGUUCCCCAAGAGCCUCUUCCACUUGGUUCAAUUGGCUCUUCUUUUCGGUCGAGUCGCACUGUGGCUCCGGCGAACUGUAUCGUGGUAAGGCCCAGUGGUGCUAGUGCGUCAGAGUUCACCAGUCUACAAGCUGCCGUUAACUCUAUCGGCUCACCUACUAAACCUACCUGUAUCUUCCUCAACUCGGGAACUUACAAUGAGCGAGUCGAGGUGAAAGUCAAAGCACCCUUGACCCUCUAUGGGGUAACCGCCGAUACUGGAAGCUACAAGAAGAAUACUGUAGUUAUCAAGAAUACCAUCGGUUCGCAAGAUGCGGGCUCCUUAGACGCAAGCUCAACCGUAAAUCUCAGGUCCAACGACUUCGCCGCCUACAACAUUGACUUUGUCAACGGAUAUACAGCUGGACAGGCUGUUGCGUUGAUGGCAAAUGGCAAAAAAACCGGAUUUUACGGCUGCUCUUUCAAAUCAUACCAGGAUACUCUAUAUGUCAAAGCUGGCUGGAUGUACUACUUUAACUGCUACAUCGAGGGUGCGGUCGAUUACAUCUUUGGCAACGGCCAUGCAUGGAUCGGAGAAUGCAACCACCAUCGCUUCCAAUGGGCCGGGUUAUAUAACGGCAUCCUCUCGGACCGAACCAACCGAUACCUCACGUUACAUCAUCGAUCACAGCAUAAAGGCGCAACACCUGUCUUCCAAGAGUUCGGAAAAACCGGUGCUGGUGCCGAUACGUCCCAGAGAAAGUACUUCACCCCAUCGGAUAAGGCUCUGACGAAGCGGGAUCUUUGGGGAGCUGAUUUCAAGUGGUAUGAUACGAGCUACUAG